AUGCGAUCGGCCUCGAGGCCUGUAAUUGCCAGCUUGCGAUCAAGCACUAUCCGCGCCGCCCCUCGACGAUUCGCUUCCACAGCUCCUGCCGACAAGCCCCGAUCUUUCAAGGGUUCUUUGGUGCGAUUGGCACUGGCAUUCGGUGCCGUAUACUACUACAACACAAGCCCAAUCUUUGCUGAUGAGGCUAUUUCAAAAACGGUUCCUGCUCCCGCUGCCUUUUCCGAUGAUGACCUCCCUACUGUCGACUCUAUUGUAGAGGAGAAGCGCAAGCAGAUCAAAGCUAAAAGUGAGGAGGCUGCUGCUGCUUCUCCAAAGACACCCGAGUCUCAACAAUCUAACCCCCAAGCUGCCGCCGCUGAUGGAUCGCCCGCUGCUUUAGAAGAGGAGGCUGGCCAGCAGGGUGCUUUCAACCCUGAGACUGGAGAGAUCAACUGGGACUGCCCUUGCUUGGGUGGUAUGGCCGAUGGACCUUGUGGAGAGGAGUUCAAGACUGCUUUCAGUUGCUUCGUUUUCUCUGAACAGGAACCCAAGGGCAUGGACUGCAUUGAUAAGUUCCAGGGAAUGCAAGAAUGUUUCAAGAAGUACCCCGAUAUUUACGGUGCCGAACUCGCAGAUGACGAGGAUGGCGCUCCUACUCCCGACUUUGGCGACGAGCAACCCUCCGGUGCCCCAACGACUGCCGAGUUCAAGUCCGACGGCGAACCUGCUCGUGAAUUUGGCGAGAAGGCCGCCGCCGACACUACAAAGUCCGAUGAUUCGCAAGAGCCUGCCGAGUCUAAGCCUGCCGAGUCUAAGCCUGCCGAGUCUAAGCCUGCCGAGUCUAAGCCUGCCGAGUCUAAGACACCUACCAAGACUACCUCUAUUUCAACCAAGUCAGACACUGAGGCCGCUUCUUCCGGAUCAAGAAUGGUCCAGGAUGUCGCUACUCCUAUAGAAGAGCCCGUGAACGACAAGUACUGGCAGGAUAAGCACAAGACCGAGGUUCCCAAGAAGGAGGUCAUUGCGCCAAUCACACAGGCUCACGAUGCUACUGCUGCCAAUGACGAAAUCAAGAUUAUUGAGAGGCAGGAGGCUGCUAAGAAGAAGGCUGAGAAGAAGCAAUAA
This is a messenger RNA of Fusarium poae, 1107 nucleotides long. It is a transcript of the gene MIA40, whose product is annotated as Oxidoreductase. Lineage: Eukaryota; Fungi; Ascomycota; Sordariomycetes; Hypocreales; Nectriaceae. Gene Ontology annotation, molecular function: protein-disulfide reductase activity. Gene Ontology annotation, cellular component: mitochondrial intermembrane space. The record is from RefSeq and is a predicted model, not a curated record. Gene Ontology annotation, biological process: protein import into mitochondrial intermembrane space. The transcript has 3 exons. The coding region runs from base 1 to 1107 and encodes 368 amino acids.